AUGACAACCCUCACCGAAACGCCCAUGCUUCCUCCGUCCGGGGAAACCAGGAUCCUGCAAACUCGCGAGGCCAUCAAUGAGGCCUUGAUUCAGGAAAUGCGCCGCGACGAAACCGUAAUCAUCAUGGGCGAGGAAAUCGCCGGCGGCGCCGGCCGCGAACACCUGGGCAUCGUUGACGCCUGGGGCGGUGCCUUCCGCACCACGCGGGGCCUCAUCCAGGAGUUCGGCAACGAGCGCGUGCUGGAUACCCCGCUCUCCGAAGCCGCCUUCGUGGGAACCGCCAUUGGCGCUGCUUCCACCGGUAUGCGCGCCGUCGCCGAGCUCAUGUUCGUCGACUUCAUCGGCGUCUGCAUGGAUCAGCUGCUGAACAACGCCGCCAAGAUGCGCUACAUGUUCGGCGGUCAGGUCAAGGUGCCCUUCGUCAUGCUGACCCGGAUCGGCGCAGGAUUCGGCAGCGCGGCCCAGCACUCCGAAUCCUUCUACUCCAUCUUUAGCCAUAUCCCCGGCCUCAAGGGAGUUUGCCCGUCCGACGCUUAUACCGCCAAAGGUCUGCUGCUCGCCGCCAUCCGCGACGACGAUCCGGUGAUCUUUUUCGAGCACAAGGGAUUGUACGGAGAUACCUGUGCGGUCCCCGAGGAAAUGUACACCCUGCCCCUGGGCAAGGCCCGCACCGUGCGCCCCGGAACCGACCUCACCCUGGUGGGCAUCAGCAAGAUGACCUGGGUUGCUGUCGAGGCCGCCGAAGAACUGGCCAAAGAGGGUAUCAACGCCGAGGUCAUCGACCUGCUCAGCGUAUCGCCCAUCGAUUACGACCACGUAUUGGACUCGGUCCGCCGCACCCAUCGCCUCUUGGUGGUCGACGAGGACACCCCGGUUUGCAGUAUCUCAUCCGAUAUCUGCGCCCGCGCCGCCGAGGAAGCUUUUGACUACCUGGACGCUCCUCCCUCGCGGGUUACACCGCCCCAUACCCCGGUCCCGUACAGCCGCGCCCUGGAAAAUAUCUACCUCCCCAACGCGGAGCGGGUGGUCAACACCGCCCGCAGAUUGAUGGCCUAG
Messenger RNA from Geodia barretti, 1056 nucleotides. The record is from the annotation of a GenBank genome assembly. Lineage: Eukaryota; Metazoa; Porifera; Demospongiae; Tetractinellida; Geodiidae.